GCUGCAACCAAGAUCACGACCUAAGUUCAGCCAUAGCGAGCAUGUUUGGUGCAUUCAGGACGUCACAAGUCAACUUCGGGGGUCUUCUCUGGAAGUCACCAUGGAGGCUCUCACCAACAAGGAAAGCGAAUCAGCGAAAGCGAAUGAAGGCGGUAGAUAGUGUCAUUGAGGCCGUCAGAGCAAGCGGAGUGGAGUUCAAGGCUUUGGACCGCAACUUGGCUCUGCCGAAAGAGUCUGAGAUGAAGCCAAAAGACAAGUACACCACUUUCAGCCGGACAACAGAAGGAUACCGAAAGUCGGUGCACAAGGUACCCAAGUUCACGAGAUUGACGCUGAGGGAGAAUCCUAGGGGUUUCUAAAGCGGACUAUUUGCGAUGGGAUGUAUCAUAGUACAGUAAUGUAUCACCAGACGAAAGACAUCAUUUCUUCUCUCUCUGU
Molecule: messenger RNA, 438 nt
Organism: Filobasidium floriforme
Lineage: Eukaryota; Fungi; Basidiomycota; Tremellomycetes; Filobasidiales; Filobasidiaceae
Product: mitochondrial ribosomal protein L31
Exons: 4
Coding region: 42-359 (105 amino acids)
Cellular component (GO): mitochondrial large ribosomal subunit
Molecular function (GO): structural constituent of ribosome
Source: RefSeq, a predicted model, not a curated record